Sinocyclocheilus anshuiensis is the source of this 1942-nucleotide messenger RNA. It is a transcript of the gene gpr180, whose product is annotated as G protein-coupled receptor 180. The transcript has 9 exons. Bases 128 to 1414 code for a protein of 428 amino acids. The record is from RefSeq and is a predicted model, not a curated record. Lineage: Eukaryota; Metazoa; Chordata; Actinopteri; Cypriniformes; Cyprinidae. Gene Ontology annotation, biological process: response to pheromone; G protein-coupled receptor signaling pathway.
UACUGCGCUAGAAUGAAAACUCGUAUUCCGAUUGGAUGUAGCAGACGUCGAUCACAAAGUGGGCGGAAAAGGACAGUAUUGCCUCAUUGACUGCAGUGAAUGAAGAGCAUAAGAGCAUAAGAGCAUAAUGUUUGUGUACUUUAUCAUUCUCAUUGUUCUUUUGUUUACUUCAUGUCCUGCAGCAGGGAAAACGGUUUCUGGGGUUUUUAGGAGCGACGCCGCGAGAGAAAAUAAUGGGCAGUACAUCACAAGAUUUCUGUAUCAUGGUGAGAAUGGUCUGGUGGCGUAUCGUGUGGAUAAUGUGCUGCUGGCCGUGCAGAAGGAGGCCAGACUGCUGCUGUUUCAGGGCUCGGAGGGCUUGGACAAUCUGAGCUGUCUGGAGAGACUCACAUCGGCUCACAUCUCCAUUAACCUGAUGAAAGAGGAGCAGAACCAGACCGUGCCGCAUCAGUCCGCUCCGCAGGUGUGGCACGUGAUGUACGUGGAUCAGUACACCUGUCAGGACGGAGAGAUGGAUGCAGCGCUAGAAGACCUGCGCUUCCAGAUCACCAUGAUGAACCCAGACGCUGCGGGGAACCCACUGGAUCACUUCAGCGCCGAGGAGGCCGGGCUCCACAGCUUCUACUUCAUCCUGAUCCUGGCGUAUUUCGUGGCGUCGUGUAUCUACAUACAGCCGCUGUGGCAGGCGCUGAGCAAAGCCGGAUCCAUGCACACGGUGCUGAAGGUGUUAUCCACCGCGCUUCUGCUGCAGGGAACUUCAGUGCUGCUCAACUACAUCCACACGGCCCGGUACGCUCGAGACGGUGUGGGGACGCCGCUGAUGGGGAGCCUCGCUGAAUUGUGUGACGUGGUGGCGCAGGUGCAGAUGCUCUACCUGCUGCUGAGUCUGUGUGUGGGCUGGUCUCUGAGCCGCAGCAGAAAGUCUCACAGUAAACCGCUGCAGUGGGACUCGUCUCCGACCUCCACCGCGCUCGCUCUGGCCGCCGGCAUCGCUCAGGGGGCGCUGCUGAUCUGGGAGCAGCUGGAGGAAUCGGAGCACCACAGUUUUCACGCUCCGCGCAGUGUUCCCGGCUGCCUGCUGAUGGCGCUGCGUGUGGCGCUCGCUCUGCUCCUGGCGUCGGUGCUGUAUCAGAUCAUCUCCGCCGAGCGGAGCGCGCUCAAACGAGACUUCUACCUGAGCUUCGGCAAGGGCUGUUUUCUGUGGUUCCUGUGUCAUCCGGUGCUGGUCCUGUUCUCUGUGAUUCUCAACGAACACCAGAAAGAAAAGGUGGUGACGAUCGGCGUGAUCCUGUGCCAGUCCAUCUCAGUGGUGGUUCUGUAUCGUCUCUUCCUAUCACGCAGUCUGUACUGGGAGGUGUCCUCGCUGUCGUCGGUCACGCUGCCGCUCACCAUGAGCCGCCGGAGCCGCUACUGAGCUUCAGACGGGAGCGAAGCGCUCCAGGACCUCAUCCGCGAGCACAACGUCUCCGAGAUCCGAUCACAUGAUGGCGAGACGCUGAGCAUUACACGCACACCAGGGAGUGAAAUGCACAGUUUACAUCAUCAUCAUCAUCAUCAUCCAGGCUUCAUCAUCAUUCACGUGUAGAGACACACCUGCUGCGAGUCAGUCUGCCAAAGGAGGAAGAUGAAGCUCAGCGCUCGCUCUCUGUUCAAGCAAUAAGAAAACGAAAGCAUCUCUGUGAUUUCUCAGCUGUGACGCACUGCAUCCUGAUUUAAUUUGUGCUCGCACAUGAUUUCAUUUCUGUCGUUCCCCACAAGUGCCUAAAAUGACAAUCACUGACGCGGAACUGAAUAUAAAAGCGAUGAAUGCUGAGGAUAUUUAUUGAUCCUGAACAUUUCUGUGUCUAAAGGAGAAAGAUGAUGUGAAAAUCUUGUUAACUAGAGCAUGUGUUGUUACGUUAAAGACUUGAACUGUAUCAAACAUUGUGGUAAUAAACGUCAU